UUAGCACUGGGUGCGGGGAAUCGGCGGCCGGGAGGGAGUCGUCGGCGCCACGGCCGCUGCGGACGGACGACCGCCUGGCGGCUGAGAACCUCCUGAGAUUCUGCUUUGGCACCUCCAGCACUUGGCCUCUGCUCAGGAGAAAAACAACUAGCAAAACAGUGAUAACAAGGACUAUUCAGCAUGCAGUUUGCAGGGAGUAUGUCUAAUGAUAGAUGAAGAAAACUUGAGGGCAACCUGAAGAAGUGUGUUUUGUAAGGUUUACAUUGUCAAGGCUGAGAAUUUCAAAUACCGUCUGAAAUAAGUUUUUCAAAAUUCAGAUAACUUAAGAAUGCAUACUUGUUUAUUCUUGAAAUAUACGCAGAUCAUGAUGGGCUUGCUUUGUGAGAAUUGGAAAACUAGUAAAGAUAACAUAACCAAUAAAUACAAAGAAUGUCCAUGGCAACAUUGAAGAUGAAUUCCUUAUCUUUGCCAGAUAUUCUUAUAUGAGAAGAUCUAUUUCAACAACCUACAUAUUUUUUCUUCUGUUGGACCAGCAUGGCAGGAUUCAAGCGAGGAUAUGAUGGAAAGAUCGCUGGGUUAUAUGAUCUGGAUAAAACCUUGGGGCGAGGUCAUUUUGCAGUGGUUAAACUUGCCAGACAUGUCUUUACAGGUGAAAAAGUAGCAGUAAAAGUUAUUGACAAGACAAAAUUGGACACCCUAGCCACUGGUCAUCUCUUCCAAGAAGUGAGAUGCAUGAAACUAGUGCAGCAUCCCAACAUUGUUCGCCUUUAUGAAGUUAUUGACACCCAGACCAAACUAUAUCUUAUUCUAGAACUUGGGGAUGGAGGAGAUAUGUUUGAUUACAUAAUGAAACACGAGGAGGGGCUUAAUGAAGAAUUGGCCAAGAAGUACUUUGCUCAGAUAGUUCAUGCUAUAUCUUACUGCCAUAAACUCCAUGUGGUUCAUAGAGACUUAAAACCAGAGAAUGUGGUCUUCUUUGAAAAACAAGGUCUUGUAAAGUUGACAGACUUUGGUUUCAGCAACAAAUUUCAACCAGGGAAGAAACUCACAACAAGCUGUGGAUCUCUUGCAUAUUCUGCUCCAGAAAUUCUGCUUGGUGAUGAGUAUGAUGCACCUGCAGUAGAUAUUUGGAGUCUGGGAGUGAUUCUUUUCAUGUUGGUGUGUGGGCAGCCACCCUUUCAAGAGGCAAAUGACAGUGAAACAUUGACAAUGAUUAUGGAUUGUAAAUAUACAGUACCGUCCCAUGUGUCUAAAGAAUGUAAAGACCUGAUCACACGGAUGCUACAGAGAGAUCCCAAGAGAAGAGCUUCUUUAGAAGAGAUUGAAAACCAUCCUUGGCUUCAGGGAGUAGACCCUUCACCAGCCACAAAGUAUAACAUCCCGCUUGUAUCAUACAAAAACCUCUCAGAAGAAGAGCACAACAGCAUCAUUCAGCGCAUGGUGCUUGGGGACAUAGCGGAUCGAGACGCCAUUGUAGAAGCCCUGGAAACCAACAGAUAUAAUCACAUCACAGCUACUUACUUCUUACUUGCUGAAAGGAUCCUGAGGGAAAAGCAAGAGAAAGAAAUACAGACCAGAUCUGCAAGUCCUAGCAAUAUUAAGGCCCAGUUUAGGCAGUCAUGGCCAACCAAAAUCGAUGUGCCCCAGGACCUUGAGGAUGACCUCACCGCCACUCCUUUGUCCCACACGACGGUCCCUCAGUCUCCUGCCCGGGCUGCCGACAAUGUCCUCAACGGCCACAGGAGUAAAGGCCUGUGUGACGCAGCGAAGAAAGAUGACCUCCCUGAGUUGGCUGGACCAGCACUGGCCACGGUGCCGCCUGCAGGCUUGAAAUCCGCGGCCAGUGGGCGGAAGUGUCUCUUUCGGGUGGAAGAAGAUGAAGAAGAAGAUGAAGAGGACAAGAAGCCCAUGUCCCUCUCAACACAGGUGGUUUUGCGCCGGAAGCCUUCGGUGACCAACCGGCUGACGUCGAGGAAGAGUGCGCCUGUGCUCAACCAGAUCUUUGAGGAGGGGGAGUCGGAUGACGAGUUUGACAUGGAUGAGAACCUGCCUCCCAAGCUGAGCAGGUUAAAGAUGAACAUCGCUUCUCCCGGGACAGUUCACAAGCGCUACCACCGGAGGAAAAGUCAGGGCCGAGGCUCCAGCUGCAGUAGCUCGGAGACCAGCGAUGACGACUCCGAGAGCCGACGGCGGCUUGACAAAGACAGCGGGUUCACCUACUCCUGGCACCGCCGGGACAGCAGUGAGGGGCCCCCCGGAAGUGAGGGCGACGGCGGCGGCCAGAGCAAGCCCAGCAACGGCAGUGGAGGGGCGGACAAGGCCAGCCCCGGCGAGAACAACGCGGGAGGGGGCAGCCCCGCCAGCGGCUCCGGCGGCAACCCCACCAACACGUCGGGCAGCAGCCGCCGCUGCGCCGGCCCCGGCAACUCCAUGCAGCUGGCCUCGCGCAGCGCGGGCGAGCUGGUCGAGAGCCUGAAACUCAUGAGCCUGUGUCUCGGCUCCCAGCUCCGCGGGGGCGCCAAGUACAUUCUUGACCCGCAGAACGGCCUGUCGUUCUCCAGCGUCAAAGUCCAGGAGAAGUCCACGUGGAAAAUGUGCAUCAGCUCCACAGGGAGCGCGGGCCAGGCCCCGGCCGUGGGCCGCAUCAAGUUUUUCUCUGACCACGUGGCAGGCGCCACCGCCGAGUUAGAACGAAUAAAGAGCAAGAACCUGAGAAAUAACGUGCUCCAGCUACCUCUGUGUGAAAAGACCAUCUCUGUGAACAUCCAGCGGAACCCCGAGGAGGGGCUGCUGUGCGCCUCCAGCCCGGCCAGCUGCUGCCACGUCAUCUGACGGCGCCACAGCCCGCCGCUCGGCGCGGGGCGGGCCGCUCCUUCACCGGCCCUUGCGGUUUCUCUCGCCAAGUGGGCGCUGGAAGCAAUUAUUUAUUAUUUUUGGUUUGCUCGCCUGCCGCGGUGACAGUGCAUGGUCCUUGUGCAUGCUGCUAGACACUACUUUUCUUUUCCAGCCGAAAGUCUGUUGUGUCAUUUUUACAUUUAUAAUUUUCAUGUGGAUGAUCAAGAUUAAAUUAAAAUGUAUAUUUGGAACCUAAUAUAAAUGGAGCACUUAGAAAUUUGAUGUUCUGCACUUAACCUAGAGAAAGGAAAAAAAUGCUUUUGUUUCCUUGUGAAAAAUCUAAAUUCCUGUCCUGACCUUCUGUGAUACGGAAACUCCGUGCUCUGAGGCACACUCCGCGGUCACACUCUGAGACAGAACCAAAGCAAUAAUGUCGUGACGCCAACAGGCCUGGGCCGCGCGGGCACGCCCGGCCUCGUAAGGCCUGUGCAGAGCAGAGGACAGCGAGCGUCUGCACUGAGAACCUUAAAACCGUGAUUUCAGCAUACCCACACCUGUUUGUCUUAAGCUACAGUGUGAAAAAAAAAGUUUGGGCUCUUAAAAUUGAACAGAAAAAGAUUUUCUUGUUUUGUAAUAGGUGAGAUAAAGUACUUAGAUUUAUAAGGCAGCUUCCCCCGUAGUGAUAAAUUACAACUAGACAAUCUUAUUUUGUAAUGUGAUAAAGUGAACUGAUGGUCUUAACUCUACUUAUAGAGUGUAUGUCUGUCUAACAGAACAAAAAGAUGCUCAGUGUAAAUUCCUUCCUGUAGGGCGCAUGCCCGGGUUUCCUUUAAAACUGCGCAGAGAGAAGAAACUGGCAGACCCAGCACAGGAACAUAGGCGCACACAGAGGUUGGCAAAGUCAGAGCCCAGUAAGUUCAGAAAACUUACUGGGAUCUGAUUUUUAGGACUUGUCUCUUGUUAGUUCCAUUACUUUACAUCCUCUAGUUAAGCUAGCUGUGAAAAAUGGCUGAUCGAAAUCACGUAAAGGGAUAAAAUUCACAUAUACAAACAAAAAUACACAAAAUCUGCUUGGUUGGCUUUUUUUAAAAAUUUUUAUUUUUUUUGCUAAGUGUUUUUCACUUUGCCUUCCUGCCAAAACAAUAAUCAAAGAACUCUUGCUUUAAACUAUUCCUAUACGAAGACUACUUUUGACCAGAUAGUCGUCUUUUGUGGCAUUUUAUGAACACAGUAUAUUGCUCAUUUUGGAAGGGGCCAGAGACUACGGUUUCAUGCUGUGCCCUGGGGGAGUCUUAAAAGAAACGCUUAGCAACGUUGGUGAUAAGAUGGGGCUGGGCCCCGGAGCUCACCCACACUCAUCAGCCUCCCUUCACGUCUCUGCAGUGACCGGCACCCGGUCCGUGGAGUGGCAGGCGCCAAGGACCGCAUUCCAUGGUCUCGCUUUCUCCAAGGACACGCCGGCUGCACCCGUAGGAGACCACGUGUUUUCCUCAGAACUCUGCAUUCACAGUAAACCUACUGAACUAAGUGAAGAUGAUGCUAAAAUACCUAUUUUACUUUCUAGACCUAGGCUAGACAUGUUUUAAGCUACGGCUCUAGUUCAUUGUGAUAUUUAUAAUUGAAAGCUACGAGAAUAGACGUGUGGGUGAAGCCAUAGAACAUAUUUGCUUGAAAUUCUUGAGCAGGGAUCUUAUAAAAGGGCCAGAAAUAAGAUGUGUGGUUCACAUAGAUAGUGAGCGUAACAUCUGUAUUAAACGUAGGAGAGAAGUUUAUAAAGGGCAUUGGCAAUAAACUCUUUGUUGCAGCUGUUUUCCAAGUAAUGUAAAUACUUUUUCCUGUGAUUAUGUAAAGCCUUGGAAUGGCACCUUUUAACUAACCCAUGUGUGUUUGAUUUUUGAUUCAGAUUCAGUUUUUUAUAUUCAGAUGUAUAUAUGGUGCUCACUUUAGGAUCAGCAGUGUUGACCAUUAUGCUGCAUAGCUGUAUUAUAGCCUUAUUAGUUGUGUGUGGUUGGUUGACCCUCUGGGUAUACAAUGUUAGUCUGAGUGGCGUCUUACUCAUUUGUUCAUUAAGUGAAUGAUUGUGCAUGUGUUGUAUGUCAUAGUAUGUCCACACAUAAAAGGGAGGGAGCGAAUAACCAUUACGUUAAUAUAAUAUUGGACCAAACUACUUACUUGCUCUAAACAGUUUCUUGUACCCCUUAACCUGUCUUCAGAAGUUGCAUAUAGUUACAGUAGUGUGUAAAUUAAAUAUUGUGGGAAGAACAAUUAGUCUUGUAUUUUUCUGUAUGUGUGUGUGUAUAUAUAUAUACAUAUACCUGUGUGUGUGUGUGUAUAUAUAUAUAUAUAAAUAUAAAUAUAAAUAUAAAAUUAUGUACUUCUGGCAGUUCUAUCUGUAUUUAAAGAUGCGACAAUCUUGACACCGAUGUUAAGAAUAACCGUGAGAACGAAUCAAAGCUAUCCCUACCAUUAAGAGUUAAUGUGUUAAGAGGGUACAGAAUUAUCAGCUGAGUUGGUUGGUUGCUUCCACUGCUGGUUGAUUUCCUCAUUGUGUAAACAUUGACAGGUAUGUGACAAAUGGGAAAAAGAAUCCAAAUAAUAAAGAGUAUAUUGGUGUUCAGCAAUAUAAA
This is a messenger RNA of Condylura cristata (star-nosed mole), 5462 nucleotides long. It is a transcript of the gene SNRK, whose product is annotated as SNF related kinase. Gene Ontology annotation, biological process: intracellular signal transduction; protein phosphorylation; microtubule cytoskeleton organization. The transcript is spliced from 10 exons. The record is from RefSeq and is a predicted model, not a curated record. The coding region runs from base 535 to 2832 and encodes 765 amino acids. NCBI's taxonomy places the organism in Eukaryota, Metazoa, Chordata, Mammalia, Eulipotyphla, Talpidae. Gene Ontology annotation, cellular component: cytoplasm. Gene Ontology annotation, molecular function: protein serine/threonine kinase activity; ATP binding; tau-protein kinase activity.